GACUCCUGCACUGGGGCCCAGGUGCCCCUGGCUCUUCCAGGUCCUUUCUCUACAUGGUCUUUCUAUUCAUGCUCAGCUUUGACUUUCUGAUGGUGGCUUCUGAAGAGAACUCAUUGUGGUCCUCCCUCCCCACAGUUUCCCUUCCCACUUUGUUGUUGCUCAGAGAAGUGGCCUGAGCAGUCCUGGGAUAGGGGACACUUGUAGGCACUUGUGGUGGUAUUGUGUUCCCCAAAAUAUUGUGCACCCUAAUAAACUUAUCUGGGGUCAGAGACAGAACAGCCACUAGAUACAAAGGCUAGAAAAUGGUGGCACUCACACCUUUAAUCCUAGCAUUCCAGAGGUAGAAAUCCCUCUGGAUCUCUGUGAGUUCAAGGCCACAUUGGAAACAGCCAGGCAUGGUGACUUACGCCUUUAAUCCCAGAAAGUGAGCCUUUAAUCCCAGAGAGUGAUGGCAGAAAGCAGAAAGGUAUAUAAGGCGUGAGGACCAGAAACUAGAAGCAUUUUGGCUGGUUAAGCUUUCAGGCUUCUAGCAGCAGUUCAGUUGAGAUUCAUUCUGGAUGAAGACUCAGAGGCUUCCAGUCUGAGGAAACAGGACCAGCUGAGGAUCUGGUUAGGUGAGGUAGCUGUGACUUGUUCUGUCUCUCUGAUCUUCCAGCAUGCACCCCAAUAACUGACCUCAGUUUUGUUUUUAUUAAUAAGACCAUCUAAGAUUCAUGCUAUAGGCACUGACUGGAGAGGACAUUGGGCUGCCCAUCUCUCUGGGGCUUGGCCUGUACGUGGCAUGGCAAGCUUAGAUGUGGCUCUUGAAGGUGUCUGACUGGUGUCUGAAGUCAAUUUCCAAGCUGUCGUUCAUCUAUUGAGAUCCUGUAGUAUGGCAGUCUCUGUUCCAAGUAGUGGCCAGGGUACAGGGAUGAACCACUGACCUAGUCUCAGCUGAGAGGAGCUUUUAGGAGAGAGAGGAAGCUAACCAGUAGCUCAGUGAAGAAGAUGAUUACAGGCUAUGAGACCGGCCCCAGAGGAGGUACAAAGUGUCUGUUAAUAGUGGCACUGGAGGACCAGAGUUUGGAUGGGAACGCAGGACUCUUAAUUCCAAGGUCUGCGCCUCCCAGCUCUCCUUGUUGGUGUAGAACUGUGGUUCUCAACCUUCCUAAUGCCACAACCCUUUAAUACAGUUCCUCAUGUUGUGGUGACCCCCAACCAUAAAAUUAUUUUUGUUGCUACUUAAUAACAAUAACUUUGCUACUGUUAUGAAUCAUAAUGUAAAUAUCUGAUUUGCAGAAUGUCUGAUAUACAAUCCCUGUGAAAGGGUCAUAUGACCACCGGAGGGGUUGCGACCCACAGGCUGAGAAUCACUGGUGUGGAGGCAUGAGAUCAAGCUACCUCUCAGGAGGACUGAGUGCUUGACAGCCUGAGCCAGGCCAGGCCUGCAGGUGGAGAAUCACAAGUUGAAGGCAUAAGCUAGCUUAGCUAUUCCAGGUGACUAUCUCUGAGCUGCCCCUGGUAAGCAGCUAGCUUUUCUGAAGAUCAGUAAGCCCCAGUCUUGAUCUAAGAGUCCAGAUUCGUGCAUGCAGCAGCUUUGUGUGAGGCAGCCUUGUGUUUUCUCUCUGGUUAUUUUCAGCAUCUAAGGAGGCUCAGCUAGGAUAUUGGCUGGUGCCUUCAGGGGACUGUUUUUUUAAUGAACUCCUCCCCUGUACCUCCUCAUUGUCCCCAAUCCCUUUCCUGAUAGCUCAGAUUUAGCCCUCAAACAGACUGAGAAAUUACUACCUUUAUUGUCCUUUCUGAAAUUCUGGCCACUAGUGCUCAGAGAUCUUUUGGGCAUCACUGUGUACAGAGCUUCAGGUGACUCAAAAAAGCUUGAUGGCAGGCCAAGGUCUGUGAUUGCCCAGAGCAUCUUCAUGAAGUCUUCUAGACCUUCCUGUCAAAUCUUGAGGCAUGGUCCCUGGUCCCACUCUUUGGAUUUGCUUUUCUUAGAAAGCCAUUGGACCCUUAGCUUUAUGGAGAGACAAGUCUUCUUUCCAUAAACCUAGUGAUGCUUCUUUAAUAGCCAAAGAGUAAAUAGCCUUGGAAACUUGUCUCAUCCCUGUUUGAUGCAGUGAGGAAAAAUUUAAACUAUUUCUCUCUCUCUCUCUCUCUCUCUCUCUCUCUCUCUCUCUCUCUCAGAUUUAUUUUUAUUUCAUGUGUAUUGAUGUUUUUGCCUGCAUAUUUGUCUGUGUGAGGGUGUCAGAAACCCUGUAUCUGGAGUUACAGACAGUUGUGAGCUGCCAUGUGGGUGGUGGGAAUUGAACCCCGAUCCUCUAGAAUAGCAGCCAGUGCUCUUAACCGCUGAGCCAUCUUUCCAGCUCAGUUAUUUAAUCUCUUAAAGAGGUUGGAGGAAUCAGUUGACUCUAAGCUUUCUCACCCCCUCCUACCCACCUACUGUAACUUCUAAGUCGUUCAUGCAGGGAUGUUUUGAUCCCCUGCUGGGCUGGAAGUCUCUGCUACUAAACAGUUGAUUUUCUUGGUGGUGAGGGAGCUUGUUACCAUUCGUGUUUGUUAUCCUUAUCUUCCAGUAAAAGGGCAUCUAUAAUCACUGUGUAUGUAGAAAAGAGGCCUACAGAAGAUCUAGGGGAAGAACAAUCCAUUGAAAAAUAGACUUUUUUCUCCUUAAAACUUUACUAGCCCAGAUGUGUUAGGGUUUGUUGUAGCUUUACAUUCACAGUUCCUUCUAGUUCUUAGGAUGACUUUGGGGUUCAGCUGUAUUCAGCAGGAUGGGGGAGUUGGGUCUGCGUCUUCAAUUUGCAGGCUUUUUGCUUCCUGUCUCCUACCUGGGGCCCUGGAGUUCUGGGGCCCAUCUUAGUCACUGUGAGAAUGUGGCCAAGAGUUUUGGGGACCCAGGUGUUGCUUAGCUUCUGGGUAUCAUUGCUCCUAUUUGGAAUGUGCCAUUCACAUUCUUUACAGCCCAAGCAUACUUUCAGACCUCCCUUUAUGGGGUCAGUAUGUGGUGUGUGCAUGUGUGCAUGUAGGCCCUUGUAGACGCUAGAAGUGGAGGUCAGAUCCCUGAACCUGAAGUUAGAGGGAGUUGCGCACUGCCCUCCAUGGAUGCUGGGAGCUGAACUUGGGCCCUCUAGAAGAGCAGUAACCACUCUUACAUGUUGAGCCAUCUUUCUAGCCCUUAGACCAGAGCGGAGCAGGGGGGUGGGCUCAGGGCUGGCGCUGUGGCCUAGGAAGCAAUGCCACUGUUCCCAGACAAGAGAGUGAACCUCUGCAACAGUCUAGUCCACUUGCCCAAAUCCACUGGGCAAGGCGGGGUAGAGCUGGCAAAAUUGGAAAGCACACAGAAGAGCGUUCUAGGGGGAUGAGGAACACUUUCCAUGGAACUGGAGCUCAGCAAGGCCUGGUGCCUUUGGGGAAGGACAGGCUCAUGUUUAGGAGCAUCUAGGACCUGGGGACAAAUAGCCAGAGCAACCAGUGAAGGGUGGUCUGUGUCUUCCCCCCUGUCACACCAGCACCCACCAGACUGACUUUGCCUUUCCAGCCCUGUGUGCUGAGAUUUCCUCCCAACUUUCCUCUCAUUUCCCUUGAUUUUGACUUCAAGGAUGGACCUGUUCUGCCCCAGCUGGGACAGCCUAGGUGCAGGAACCACCCUGUCCCCUGUCCCUUCAACAUUGUAUCUUCCUUUAAUCUUUCCCCCAUGCUUGUUAAAGAUGGCUGCAUACUAUUCUAUCUAUCCAGAGAAUAUUUUCCGUGAGCUGGGAGCUUGUAAUGGAGCAGGUUUUCGAUUGCUUCUAAUUUUUAUUCUUUCAGCUAAUGCUGCAUUAAGCAUCUUUGUGUAUUACAGAAUCAUUUCAUUAAGUUGGCGUUUAUCUAGCUAAUGGCAAUGGCCCAAGAUUUGACAGAAUCGGAUUUUCUUUUUUUCAAAUAGAAUGCUGUGAAAAAUGUAUUUUAAAAAUGUACUUCAUGCAGGAGCCAGUCUUUGUUGUAUUUUUCAUGAGUGAAGAAGCCGGGUAACUAAUGUGAAAGGAGGUAUAAGCAAAAAGUGGCCAUAAUUUAUUUGUCUGUGUGGGGAGCUUGAAUCAAUAAAUCCUCUUAAGGAGCAAUCAGCCUAUGAAAACCGAGGACGUUUUGUCUCCCUACACCUGAUGCUUUGAUUAAAAUAAUCAUGAAAUAAAGCAUGGAUUCCCUUAAGGGUGCUUUAAGAAAUGCCCCAAGACAAGGAAGUAAAUAAAUUUUUUUUCUUGUUGACCUGUGAUCUUCCUGCAUCAGUGUCCCUAGUGCUGGGAUUGCAAGUGUGGACCACCAUGCCCAGCUGCAAACAUCAUUUCAGAGGGAAGAAAGAUCACCCCUGAGUGAACAGGUGGUGGAGGGCACUGCACAUGUGUGGAAAGGAAAGGCUUUGAUCUUGGCUUUUUGUUGGCCAUCAGGAAGUGACUAGGGUAAAACCAAUAGACACCACGACUUGGUCCCUGGUACUGGGUUGAGCCUUAGGUCAACACUGGAUUUGGGGUGUUGGCUUUGUUAAUUUUUUUUCAGUACUGGGCUUGGAACCCAGGGCCUCAAAUAGGCUGCAUCCACAGUGCCUUGCUCCCGUUUCUGCUAUUUCUGUUUUUGUGGACCCUGGCUCUAGGCUUUAUGAUUCAUCUUAAUCCAGCAAAUGUUUACUGAGUCUACAUACUAAGUAAGGUUGCAACGAGUAAACACUGGGGAGAAAGAUCCCAGAACCCCUUGUUCCUGAGAAGCUUGUGACCUGGGAAUGGACCCACACAACAGGCUGAAGGAUGCUUAUUCAAGAGAUUAAAAUGCCGGCCCACCCACCUCUUAAGAAAGGGAGUCAAGGAAGGUUUGUGGAGGUGGCUGAUUUUUGUCAACACCUUGAAAGGGUGGGCUGAAGUGCAGGGUAAGCAUUUCCAGCAGAUGUAAAAGCUCAGGGAGAGAACAGGCUGUAAGGAUAUGAGCUGUGUUGCGGUUCCAUCAAAAUAUUGGGCGUGUGCCCCAAUGUUCACAGCUUGCACUUUAGGCUAACUCUUUUUUGGGUGCAGCUGUUUCUAGGUGUGAUUCUAAAGCCUGUAUGAACUGGCUCAUAUAAUCCACACAGGGUCUCGAAUGUCUGCCUUUCCAUUUUACAGACAAGUAAGCUAAGACUUGUAGCAAUGAGUUAACUACCCAGGAUCACACAGCUAGUGGCCACGCCCAUACACCUCGAGGCUCUGUGUUGCUAACCACAAAAGCUCCCUUCUCAGAUGCCCUGAUUGGGGAACAGUGGGCAUGAGAGCUGAAAAGAAGCAGAUGCUAUAUGCUUAGGGGUUCAGGGAUGCAAGAGGAGGGUCGGAGAUGGUGAUGAUGCGGAGUUGCCCGUGAGGCUCAGACAGAAGUGAGAAGGCCUCUAGGGAGGGCAGCAGGGCCUCUUCUGACGGUGCUGGGCACUGUUGGAGCACAGCCACUGGACUGCACUGUCCCAUCGUGUUAUCUGUAGAAAGCAGGGAGUAGGACAAGGGGGACAGAAGAGAGCCAGCCCUGCUCAUUUGGCAGACCCAGGAGCUUUUCUGCAGCCUGAUUACUUGGGAAAGCUGUUUUCAUGCUGAGACCUGAGUGUGACUCCUCCCCCACCCCAAGUGCUGUGGCAAUCGCUGUUUUUCCUCGAAAAUUGGGCCCAUGUGGGUUCUGUGUGGUUCCCUUUUUAUAGCCUUAUUACCUUGUCCCCAUGAUGUAAGAAGCUUCUCUCCCUCUUUAAGCUUUGCUGUGAAAAUUGGUUCUUAAAAGGCGCAGAGAGUUUCUCAUCACCUGGGUGGUGCUGUCUGUGGCAGCACUUUCCUGCACGCGCCACAUGCUUCUCUGCCACCACUUGUCUUGGGUCCCUGAUCGUCAGCAGUUUACUGAGAACUCUGGGUAACUCUUGAGUCUCACUAACUGUUGCCUGAUUAUUCCUGGGAGAGUUUGUGCUUGUAAAUACUCAAUCAAUUCCUUCCUUCCUUCUUUCCUUCCCUCCUUCCUUCCUUCCUUCCUUCCUUCCUUCCUUCCUUCCUUCCUUCCUUUCAUUUUUUUCUUUUCAAGACAGGGUUUCUCUGUGUAGCCCUGGCUGUCCUGGAACUCGCUCUGUAGACCAGGCUAGCCUCAAACUCACAGAGAUCUGCUUGCUUCUGCCUCUGGAGUGCUGGGAUUAAAGGCGUGCACCACCAUACCUGGAUGUGCCUAUCUUUUGGACCAAUCACCGAUGGGCCAGGGAGGGAAGUGUUCCUAUCCUUGUCCAGGCAAGCAGCCUGUUUAGGAUCUGCACCAGGGCAGAUGAGGUGGUGUUGGCUACAGUGUACGCUUUUGGAGCCAAAUUUAAGAUUUCAAAUGUGGAACCCUAGGCCUUCAUUGGAUUUUGGAAGAAGUUGACUGGCUGGAAGAAAGCUAUAAAACAUGAAAGUCACUUUGAGGUGACCAGCAAGCACAUCGGUCCCUUGUACCUCCCACGCUGGAUCGAAGCUUAAGAACUGUAACCUCAGAUGUGGGAACUCAGGCCCAGAGGGUGGGAGUGACAGCCCUAGUCCAAUCCUGUGGAGCUUGGAGCCCUUGGCAGCCCACUGGGCAACCCCUCUGCAGCAGGGUUUGGAGUUAGAGUCCCUUACAAGUACUUUCCUUCCAAUGGCGGACCAGAGAAUGGACAUCUCCUCCACAAUCAGUGACUUCAUGUCCCCAGGCCCCACCGACCUGCUCUCCAGUUCCCUGGGCACCAGUGGCGUGGACUGCAACCGCAAGAGGAAAGGCAGUGCCACCGACUACCAAGAAAGUAUGGACACAGACAAAGAUGAUCCUCAUGGAAGGUUAGAAUACGCAGAACACCAAGGAAGGAUCAAGAAUGCAAGGGAGGCCCACAGUCAGAUUGAAAAGAGGCGUCGGGACAAAAUGAACAGUUUCAUUGAUGAAUUGGCUUCUUUGGUACCAACAUGCAAUGCGAUGUCCAGGAAGUUAGAUAAGCUCACCGUGCUAAGGAUGGCUGUUCAACACAUGAAGACAUUGAGAGGUGCCACCAACCCAUACACAGAAGCAAACUACAAGCCUACAUUUCUAUCUGAUGACGAACUGAAACACCUAAUUCUCAGGGCAGCAGAUGGAUUUUUGUUUGUCGUAGGAUGUGACCGAGGGAAGAUCCUCUUUGUCUCCGAGUCUGUCUUCAAGAUCCUCAAUUAUAGCCAGAAUGACCUUAUUGGCCAGAGUUUGUUUGACUACCUGCAUCCUAAAGACAUUGCCAAAGUCAAGGAACAGCUCUCUUCUUCAGACACCGCCCCCCGGGAGCGACUCAUUGACGCAAAGACUGGACUUCCGGUUAAAACAGAUAUAACCCCCGGGCCGUCCCGACUGUGCUCUGGAGCUCGCCGCUCUUUCUUCUGUAGGAUGAAGUGCAACAGGCCUUCGGUGAAGGUGGAAGAGAAGGACUUCGCCUCCACCUGCUCAAAGAAAAAAGCAGAUCGAAAAAGCUUCUGCACCAUCCACAGCACAGGCUAUCUGAAAAGCUGGCCACCCACAAAGAUGGGGCUGGACGAAGACAACGAGCCAGACAACGAGGGCUGUAACCUCAGCUGCCUCGUCGCAAUUGGCCGAUUGCAUUCACACGUGGUUCCACAGCCGGUGAAUGGGGAAAUAAGGGUGAAAUCUAUGGAGUAUGUGUCUCGACACGCUAUAGAUGGGAAAUUCGUUUUUGUAGACCAGAGGGCAACGGCUAUUUUGGCAUAUCUACCACAGGAACUUCUAGGCACGUCGUGUUAUGAGUAUUUUCAUCAAGAUGACAUAGGACAUCUUGCAGAAUGUCACAGGCAAGUUUUACAGACAAGAGAAAAGAUCACAACUAAUUGCUAUAAGUUUAAGAUCAAAGAUGGUUCCUUUAUCACACUACGAAGUCGAUGGUUCAGUUUCAUGAACCCGUGGACCAAGGAAGUAGAAUACAUUGUCUCAACCAACACUGUUGUUUUAGCCAACGUCCUGGAAAGCGGGGACCCAGCUUUCCCGCAGCUUACAGCGUCCCCCCAUAGCAUGGACAGCAUGCUGCCCUCUGGAGAAGGUGGCCCAAAGAGGACUCAUCCCACUGUUCCAGGCAUUCCAGGGGGAACCAGAGCUGGGGCAGGAAAAAUAGGUCGAAUGAUUGCAGAAGAAAUCAUGGAAAUCCACAGGAUAAGAGGGUCAUCGCCUUCCAGCUGUGGCUCCAGCCCACUGAACAUCACAAGUACGCCUCCCCCUGAUGCCUCCUCUCCAGGAGGCAAGAAGAUUCUAAAUGGAGGGACUCCAGACAUUCCUUCCACUGGCCUACUACCAGGGCAGGCUCAGGAGACCCCAGGUUAUCCAUAUUCUGAUAGUUCUUCUAUUCUUGGUGAGAACCCCCACAUAGGCAUUGAUAUGAUAGACAACGACCAAGGAUCAAGUAGUCCAAGUAACGAUGAGGCAGCGAUGGCUGUAAUCAUGAGCCUCUUGGAAGCAGAUGCAGGCCUGGGUGGUCCUGUUGACUUUAGCGACUUGCCAUGGCCACUGUAGACACUACAUUUUGCUUUGGCAACAGCUACAGUAUCAAAGUGCAUUACUGGUGAAGUUUUACAGUCUGUGAAGCUUACUGGAUGGGGAGAGAACAGCUUUUAUGUACUGACUCCAUAAAAGCCAUCUCAGAGCCAUUGAUACAAGUCAAUCUACCAUGUGUAACUUCAGACAAAGUGGAACUAAGCCUGCUCCAGUGUUUUCUCAUCAUUGAGUUUGGGCUAGCUGUGGAUAGCUUGCAUUAAUUGUAUAUUUUGAAUUUUGUUUGUGUUGAAUUUUUUAAUCAUUGUGCACAGAAGCAUCAUUGGUAGCUUUUAUAUGCAAAAUGGUCAUUUCAGAUGUAUGGUGUUUUUACACUACAAAGAAGUCCCCCAUGUGGAUAUUUCUUAUACUAAUUGUAUCAUAAAGCUGUUUAUUCUUCCUUGUAAGAAUCCUUUACUAUAAAUAUGAGUUAAAAGUAUAAUGUAUUAGACAGUUAAAUAUUUUUAAUAAAUGUUUCCCUUGUUCUAUAA
Molecule: messenger RNA, 8993 nt
Organism: Peromyscus californicus insignis
Lineage: Eukaryota; Metazoa; Chordata; Mammalia; Rodentia; Cricetidae
Gene: Bmal1
Product: basic helix-loop-helix ARNT like 1
Exons: 21
Coding region: 6604-8484 (626 amino acids)
Biological process (GO): circadian rhythm; regulation of transcription by RNA polymerase II
Cellular component (GO): transcription regulator complex; nucleus; aryl hydrocarbon receptor complex
Molecular function (GO): RNA polymerase II cis-regulatory region sequence-specific DNA binding; protein dimerization activity; DNA-binding transcription factor activity, RNA polymerase II-specific
Source: RefSeq, a predicted model, not a curated record